Closterium sp. NIES-65 is the source of this 2787-nucleotide messenger RNA. NCBI's taxonomy places the organism in Eukaryota, Viridiplantae, Streptophyta, Zygnematophyceae, Desmidiales, Closteriaceae. The record is from the annotation of a GenBank genome assembly.
AUGGCUGGCGUCGCUCCGCCGGCGCGGAGCAGCGCGAUUCCCGACCUGAACGAGCCUUUCAUGGAGGAAGAUGUAGACGCCGCUAGGGCAAAUAUUCCCGCCGACAUGGUGGUCGACGUAGACGCCGCUAGGGCAAAAAUUCCCGCCGACCCGACCAUCCCCCUACCGCCAGGGACGAAAGGGGCUCCCGAACCCGGGCCGGACCGGUACUCGCCGCGUUCGGACACGGAGCAGCCGCCGCCAAUUGGACCAUUUCCAGAAAACGACUACAUGUAUCUGACCGUAGAGGACUUGUUGGCAGCCGACGAGAAAGAUGACGCCUUCCUGCAUAACAUUCCUCGCGACGAUUUUGCGGAAGCCGCCUUCGACAUCAACAAAGAGCUCGCCAAGAAGAACAGAUUGCUGAGGAUGAUGUGGGCUUUCCGGCAUCUGGACACGCUGGAGGCGAGAACGACCCGGGUUCAGUACCUGCGGGCGCUGCUCGACUUCAGGAGAUGGUGCUGCGCAAACCUUCCAAGACAGCCAACCGCCAGAGUCAAGGGGGACGGCGUGCUGGAACACGAGGACGAGAUAGGGAGGUACAUCGACGAAGACAUGGGUGAUCAGUGGCACACCGCCAAGGGCGACCUACAAUGGAUGCACGGUCCCUGCGUCAACGCCACGCGGAUCAGGGCGUACAUUCUGUCAAUCGCAAGGGAGUAUGGUAUUGCAAAGGCCGAGGAGCUCGAGGAGCUGAAUCCCGACGUCCGUGUCCAGCCCCUGAAGCCGACAUCGGUUUCGAUGCUGCUCAUCCGUAUCAAAGCGCUCCAGACAGCCUGCAAGGUCGAGGGGACGCUCUUUGGGGUGAAGGAGCUCCACAUCAUGUACGACAUCUCCGAGGUCCGCUCGGAGGUGCGCGCGAUGGUCAGAGAGAAGUGGCACAGGGACGACAGGGAUUGCGUCGACCGGCACCGCGGAACGCUCGGCGACACGUACACCACCGACCAGAUCCGCCACCUCAUGUUCAAGGUCUUGCCGACCUGGGCAGCUCGGGCGUACGAACCCAAAGCGGCCACCCCCUCCCAGACACUGUGGAAGUUUCUGCUGAUGAAGAUGAUGACCCUCUUGGGUCACCACACCCUUCUCCGCGGAGCCAGUCUCCGAGCGAUCGAGCUCCCCGACCUGUUUUUGUACAGAAUGGGGAGCGCGUCGCCCGAGCACUCCACUCGACGGCCGGUUGUCAUAGUCGUCGCGUCACGAAACUCCAAGACGAACAAGGAUGCUCGUCUGCAUCACAGCUACGCGGCGAGACACCUGGACCAAGAGAUGUGCGCCAUCGGUCACACACUGUUGUGGCUCCACUUCGUGUACGACCAGCUCAGCCGAUCGCCCACUUCUCGAUGUGUGCCGCCCCUCGACUUCACGACUCCGUACAGGUGGUAUCACAAGCACCUCUUUCAUGCUCGGAACGACAAGGAACAAAAAGAGCUGCCGGCGUCAUCUCAUUCUCGGAUCACGAAAGAGAUGUGGCGGACGAACAACAUCUUCAUCACGCGCAACACCCACGCCGCCCGGGCGGGUGGGGCACACGAGCUGGCCGACGACGGCGUUCCGCGAUCUGACAUCGCCGACUUGGGCCACUGGGCGCUCGACAAGCUCGCGAAGAGCUACAUCACGACCAUCCCGAAGGCGGCGGUGUUGAGAAAGGCCGGCUACACGGGCAAGCGCGGCGACUACCACCUCGGCCGGAGCAUGGUGAAGCCCGACGACAAGGUGAGUUCCAAGCUCUGCCGCGACCCCGACUUCCAGAAAUGGGCUAAGGACGUCAACCGGGUGGACCUCGAAACCAUCGCGACGCGCAGUACUCCGAGCGAGAACCCCCAAGAGGAAUUCAGCGCGCGAAUCGACGCCGAAUAUCAGGUCGACCAGCUCACCAUGAUGCUGCACCGCCAGAGGGAGGAUGCCGCGAUCGAGAAGCUUGAGAUGCAGAAGAAGUUGGAGGAGAAGGACGCGGAGAUCGCGAAGUUGAUGCAGGCUCUCAAGCUGGCCGAGGCACGGCCGACGCCGUCUGCGCCCGCACCGUCAAGGCCGAUGACGGCCGCCGAGAAGGCAGCGUCCGUCAAGAUCGAGAAGGAACAGGAGGAUGACCUGACGUACGAGGUCAACGUCGUGCAUCCCUGGCGCACAUCAAAGACGGUCGAGGCUGCAUGGCGCUGGUGGAACAACCCGUCCAACUUCGACUCGCGUCCGUUGCGCGAACGUUUCGACGAGCACAGAUUCCUCGUCAGACACACGCGCAUGAUCUGCAAGGUCGAAAAGGGCGACAAACCCGCCGCGUCGGCGAAGUCGGCGAAGAGCUCUAGUCCCACGACCGAGGCGGGUGAGACGGGGAAAAACGACGCGCUGCAGCACUGCACUCGCCGAAUGAGGCGGAUCAUGGAAGCGGUGCACGACUUGCGGCGGAGCGACGACGCCGCUGACACCGCCGCCGUCAUCAAGCUACUCGACCACCUGGGGCGAGCGGGGCUUUCCACUUUCAGCGACGCGCUCUUGGUCCUCCGUGCAACCCCGCCCAUCAAGGUCCCCACCACAGCCGACGGAAAGUCGGUCGGCAUCAAGGGUCUGGACAAGCCGCUGGCGAGGAAGCUCGCCGUUGCGUGGGGCGUGGUCACGGCGGGCUACAUGGACGCUGACUGGGGAAAGAGGCUCUUCGGCGACUUGUGGGAUGAGCAGGCCAAUAAGGCCGGCUUGGAGGCCGAGGCGACAGUGGGAGCCAUCGGCGCAGGGAAGCGCAAGAGGGCGGGCUGA